Molecule: messenger RNA, 1089 nt
Organism: Thermothelomyces thermophilus ATCC 42464
Lineage: Eukaryota; Fungi; Ascomycota; Sordariomycetes; Sordariales; Chaetomiaceae
Exons: 2
Coding region: 1-1089 (362 amino acids)
Biological process (GO): response to reactive oxygen species; cellular response to oxidative stress; hydrogen peroxide catabolic process
Molecular function (GO): heme binding; peroxidase activity
Source: RefSeq, a predicted model, not a curated record
AUGAAGAUCAGAUAUGUAUUCCUCCUCUUCCUCGGCCUCGCUUCGCCUGGGGUCUCUCGGACUCUCCUGGGUAUGAACAAAUCUCUCGCCGGAGAAAUCUCACCCGCCGCCGCGAAGCGUCAGACAGGGGAACUCCUAGCGGACCUCAGCACCCUCCCUGACGCCGCUCUGUCACCGGCGGGCUGGACGAUCAAGAACAUUCUGCUCGGCAACCGCGCGGCCGUAUCACCGCAGGACCUGACCACCGUCUACACGGCCCCGGGACCGCUCGACAGCUCCGAAUGCCGCCGCGAGACCUGCUGCGUGUGGAAGUACAUCGCAGACGCCAUGGCUACGUCCUUCCGCGACGGCGCCGGCAGGUGUAACGAGCUCGCGCGCCAGGCGGUCCGCCUGGGCUUCCAUGACGCCGGCACGUGGUCGAAGUCCGCGGGCGGCGGCGGCGCCGAUGGGUCCGUCCUCUUGGCUCCCAGUGAGCUGGCGCGGGACGACAACCGCGCCCUCGAGGUCGUCGCGGCACAAAUGGCGGCCUGGUACGCGGAGUGGCGGCCCCGCGGCGCCCGCAUGGCCGACCUGAUCCAGAUGGGCGCGGUGGUAGCAGCCGCGUCAUGCCCGCUGGGCCCCCGGGCACGCGCCUUCGUCGGGCGCAACGACAGUGCCACACCCGCCCCUCCGGACCGGCUCCCCUCGGCCGCCAACAGCGACGCCGCCGCGCUGGCGGCGCUGUUUGCUGACAAGACGCUCAGCCUCGGCGAGCUUGUCGCCCUCGUCGGUGCCCACACCACCAGCGUUCAGCGGUUCUUCGACCCGCUCGCCGCCGGGUCCCCGCAGGACUCUACGCCGGGCGUCUGGGACACCCUCUACUACAACCAGACGGCCAGCUCGGAUCCUCCGCAGGGCGUGUUUCGUUUCCCGAGCGACCUGGCGCUGUCGCAAUACCCCCCCGCGCGUGAGCUGUGGCAAACAUUUGCGAAUGCGCAGGCUGUGUGGAAUGAUGACUUUGCCGCUGCGUACGUACACCUUAGCGUGCUCGGUGUUGAGCACAUCAAUGACCUGACAGAGUGCACCGGUGUGCUGCCAUUGUCGGGUUGA